Penicillium paradoxum is the source of this 1893-nucleotide messenger RNA. RefSeq lists its product as uncharacterized. The record is from RefSeq and is a predicted model, not a curated record. NCBI's taxonomy places the organism in Eukaryota, Fungi, Ascomycota, Eurotiomycetes, Eurotiales, Aspergillaceae. The transcript has a single exon. The coding region runs from base 1 to 1893 and encodes 630 amino acids.
AUGAGCCAUCACUCCCUAGAAACGCGAUGGAAACUAAAGGUGGACAUGUCGCCCACGGAAGAUGGAACAGGGGCAUCUCGACUAGAGAAAACCCAUCUGCCUCAAGAUUUUCUCACAAUAGGCAAGAGUCAGCCAAGCAUCCCAGAUAAUCGAGAUCAGCUACUCGAAUCUGCAACAUCACACAGUAAAGCAUUGCCAGGGGCCCCUCGGAAAUUCCUGGCAAAGCCAAUCGAGAUCCUGUCUCGAAGCUCCGAAGAACCACGGCCGGCGGUCAUCGAAGCGGAUCAAUUCGCUUUGUCACCGAGCGACACGGGCUCAAAAGUCACAAAAGGCUCAAAGGACUCCAAGGAACAGCGACCGGCGAGAAAAUUCCUACCUGAACCAAUUGAAACAAGCAAAUCCAGCAAUAGAAGGGCUCAUUCUACUUCUGAGAUACACCAGGAAGAUUCCAAGUCUCCCAGGAAGACAUUGGCAGGGCCGAGAAGAUUUACACCCAACCUUAUAGAAACCGAUACCCGCUCGGUCCGAAAAGGGAAAUUUGUUCAACUUUCCCACCAGCACAAUGCCGCAAGAUCUUCCACAACCCGUACAAUUAUUAGUCCGGAAACACCCUUCCAUGCUUCCUCCUGUGUGCUACCCGAAUCUCAGUUUUCGUAUUCCAGUCUGUUGCGCCGACAACAAGCACGCAGACACUCAUUUCGAGUCCCGGAUCUCCCAUCAAUUCCCUCUAAUAGCAGCGAAGAAUCAGAUGACUCCAGAUCACACUCAACAUGUACUUCGCCGCUUGGGUCUUCGAGCAAAAUGACUCGAGAUCCAUGUGCCACCAAAUUACCUCGCGAAAGCUGUGAUGGGGGGAUAUCAGAUUACCUGCUUUCGCUUGCCGCUCGAUCCGCACAGAAGCAACUUAAGGAACAAGCGUUGGCUGCCUUUCCGAAUGAACAAGUGUAUCAGCCCGUCGACCAUUUCGCAAUUGGUGAAGAUGACGGGGAUUUGGAAGAACAUCCUGAUUCUCAAAUGAAGUAUCAGCUCGUCAAGUCCCGACGACAAUCUUCAGCAGAUCUGUCCUGGGAACUCGAGUAUAUGCGCCAUCACAAGGAGGAAUCUGAAAUGAGACUCCGGGCCAUGGUUGCAUCUAGACAGCGAGGCUCUAUACCGGAGCAAAAUAAGAAUGAGAACAGCCCACCCAUGCUUGGAAAUGAUCUUGUCCUCCCUCAAAGUGUUUCACCAGAAGGAUCGAUGUGUGAGCACUCCAGUGCCGAUACCGCCUCUUUUGGUAUACAAGAUCUUUGCUCGGGAUGUAGUGGCUUGUGGUGCGCAGCUCCCCAUCGAGGCGAUGGAAAAGUUGUUGGUCUUUGGAUGGGUACUUGUUGCAAAGAAGAGGGCCAGGAGCGGGAAUUCCACGGCCUGCUGCCUGGGAUCGUGACUCCUAUGCCCCGUGUCGAUGAGGCCGGCGUCUACAUGGGACUCAGCCCAUCUCCUUCACACACUCACUUGGAUCGUCUCGUGGCUUCACCUGGAAACCAUAUUUCUCGCAAGCCCACGAGCCCUGGUCUCCAGACGGCCAUCAAAUCAGAGUUCCAUGAUGGAUUUGUGACCCAAAUUUAUAACUACCUCUCACUGGGGUAUCCAUGUCUUGCUCGUUAUUAUGACUAUGAACUCAGCCGGAUCUCGGGCAUCCCCGUCCAAGAUCUCCGCCGAGACGAUCUGCAAACCGAUGCCAAAGGCUACGUUGUUGCUCCCGAAAAUGACAAUCUCGUGAAUGGAUGCGCAAGAUGGAAAGCCCUCCGUCUAUACAUUCUGGAAUGGGCGCGACAAGAGCCUGGCAUGGCUGAAGAUGAAACCAACCUUGAAGGCUGGGGAUUGCCAGAACGCAAAGGCAGUUGGGCAAUUUGA